UUUAUAUUAUAUUUUAUAUAAAUAUAUUUUAGAAGGACACUACAACGAAACAGCUGGCCUUCAAAAGUUGGAUCUAGAAUAUAGCUGUGGUGAAGCUGAAUCUUGGGUAAAAUAAAAAAUAAAAGUGAGAUUUAAAAGGACUAUCAAAGCUUCGGCGGGCAUAUCACCUCCUCAAAAAUAAUACAAGGCGCUCAAAAACCAGCCUUAUAAUGCAGCAUGACUGUUGAAAGCCACAAGACGAAUUCGAUGGAAACAGCGCACCAGCUGCAUUAUUGCUGUCCUCACUUGAUGUUGCGAUGGAAAAGAAAUAAAAACAUGCAUGUACUUGCUAUACUCCGAGCACAAUUACAUGUCUCAAGAUGUUCUCGGAGCUUGGAACUUGCCCAGGAAUCUCUCCCCCUGGCCCUUUCCCACACGAAAAGCACGACCCAUCUUUUAUCUAUAUAUCUCAUCAAUGAACAGAACAGAUCGAGAAGUAUUAGAACUUUGAUAGGUUAUCGGCACCUAACAGUAGCAGCCAUGGCACCACUCCACAAGGCUAAGGUAUUGGAGCAGUGCCGGAUCUCUCCUUACCCGGGUUCCACCGCCCGGCCGUCGAUCCCCUUGACCUUCUUCGACCUCGUCUUCUUUCGCUUCCACCCGGUGCAACGCCUUCUCUUCUACGAGUCACCCCAAUCCAAGUCUCACUUUCUCCACUCCGAGCUGCCCAAGCUGAAGCACUCCUUGGCUCUCACCCUCCACCACUUCUACCCCCUAGCUGGAAGCCUGACGCGCUCAUGCGGCGGCCAAAAGCCCGAAAUCCUUUGCUCCGAUGACGACUUUGUUUGGCUAAACGCGGCGGUGAGCGAAGGUGACUUCUACGAGCUCUCAGGAAGCCAUGCUCAGGAUGUCAGGAGGUUCCAUUCUUUGGUCCCUUCGCUGCACUCCUCCGGCGACAGGCAGGCCGUGCUAGCAAUUCAGGCAACCAUAUUCCCGAACGCCGGCGUCGUCGUCGGCACCACGUUGCACCAUGCUGUCGCCGAUGGCUCCACCUAUGCCAGUUUCAUGAAGACAUGGGCAUCGAUACACAGAUUCGGCGACCAAGCAGCAGAUUUGGCCGGACGGCUCCCGUUCUAUGAUCGUAGCGUGAUCAAAGAUUCCAAAGGUCUCGAAGGGAUCUUCCUCACGGACCUCCAAUUACUCGCAGACGACCAAAGUCUCGAGGCAUGGGAUCUGGAUGGCAGGUCCGACAUAGUGCGAGCUACAUUCACGUUCCGCCGAGACCAGCUUGACGGUCUCCGGCAGCAGGUGGCGAGCAAGACAUCGGCGCAAUGCUCGCCGUACGCUGCGGCGUGUGGCUUUGUGUGGGCGGGCCUAGUCCAUGCCCGAGGAGGCACGAGCAAGAAGAAAGAGCAUUUUGGUUUCGUGACCGGGUGCAGAGCUCGGCUGGACCCUCCAAUCCCAUCAAACUACUUCGGCAAUUGCCUUGGUAUCUGCUGCGUCGAGGCGAAGCAGAGCGAACUCAUCGGCUGCGACGGUCCGCUGAUUGCCGCCGAUGCUAUUUGGAAGGUCAUCAAGAGCUUGGAGGAGGGUGCAUUUAAGGAUGCCGAGAAUUGGAUCAGGAAUGUGUACAAAUAUGCGUCGGUGGGAGCAUUGACGGUGGCGGGAUCGCCGAAGUUGGGAAUGUACGAAGUCGACUUCGGGUGGGGGAGGCCAAGGAAGGUGGAGGUGAUAUCGAUAGAAAGGACGGGAGCGUUGUCGCUGGCGGAGAGCCGGGAGGAGAAGGGAGGGAUAGAGGUGGGGCUGGCACUGCCCAGCCACGAGAUGGAGGAGUUUGUCUCGUUCUUUGUCAAUGGGCUUUCGGGGCUCUCGUUGCCUCGGUAAAUAAUCCGGCAACGUCGACGUUCCCUAUGUUCUCUUUGCUUCGAGUAAUGGUAAUAUUAUUUUUAGUUUACUCUGUACUUUUUCGUUAAUAAAGUUCAAUGGUAAAAGACUGGAAAAUGA
Molecule: messenger RNA, 1983 nt
Organism: Phoenix dactylifera (date palm)
Lineage: Eukaryota; Viridiplantae; Streptophyta; Magnoliopsida; Arecales; Arecaceae
Product: phenolic glucoside malonyltransferase 2-like
Source: RefSeq, a predicted model, not a curated record